Paraphaeosphaeria sporulosa is the source of this 1377-nucleotide messenger RNA. Its product is annotated as aldo-keto reductase. Gene Ontology annotation, cellular component: cytoplasm. The record is from RefSeq and is a predicted model, not a curated record. The transcript has 2 exons. Lineage: Eukaryota; Fungi; Ascomycota; Dothideomycetes; Pleosporales; Didymosphaeriaceae. The coding region runs from base 271 to 1308 and encodes 345 amino acids.
UUUUUUUAAAAAACUCAAAUUUUUAACAUUGUGUGCGCACUGUCGUGACAGACUAGUAUUAUGACGCUAUCUACAUGGUACAUCGGGUUUAAUGCAUACCAUAAAUCCGAAACCCGUCAUACUGCAUCCCACUUCGCACCACGACACCCACGAUCGUCCAGUUGAUGAACGAGCUCUACAUACCCCGUAGCGUUCACAGCCUGUUCACGUUUUGGAAUUAAAGUCCCCGCCAUCUGUACCAGCUCUGAAAUUAUAAGACUCGCAGCAACAAUGUCGACAAUUCCACAGCGCAAGAUCGGUGAGGAUAAUGUGUCUGCCCAAGGACUUGGAUGUAUGGGAAUGACAUUUGCCUACACAAGUUUCGGAGGAUACAACGACGGCGAAUCACUCGAAGUCCUCACCCGUGCGGCUGAUCUGGGCAUCACGUUCUGGGAUACCAGCGACAUCUAUGGCCCCCACACAAACGAGAAGCUCCUCGGUCGCUGGUUUUCCCAGACAGGGCGCCGCAAGGAGAUUUUCCUCGCGACCAAAUUCGGCAACCUCAUCGGCCCUGACGGCAAACACGCCGUCCGUGGCGACGCCGAAUACGUCAAGGAAGCUUGCACAGCCAGCCUCGAGCGCCUAGGGGUGGAAACGAUCGACCUCUAUUACCAGCACCGCGUCGAUACCACGGUUCCCAUUGAAGAAACCGUCGCCGCAAUGGCCGAGCUCAAGAAAGAAGGCAAAAUUCGCUAUCUAGGCCUCUCCGAGUGCUCUGCGUCGACUCUGCGCCGCGCCCACGCCGUCCACCCCAUCGCUGCAGCCCAGAUGGAGUACUCACCCUUCGCGCUGGAGAUCGAGUCUGAGCAGACGGCUUUCCUGGCUACCGCGCGCGAGCUCGGCGUCAAGAUCAUCGCGUACUCGCCCCUUGGCCGCGGCUUCCUGACCAACACCAUCACCUCUCGCGCAGACCUGGAUCCUUCCGACAACCGCUCGAACCACCCACGCUUCAGUGAGUCGCACUUUGACGACAACCUCAAGCUCGUACGCGCAUUGGCGGAUAUCGCCAAGGACAAGGGAUGUACCGCGGGCCAGCUGGCGCUCGCAUGGGUUGCGGCGCAGGGCGAUGAUGUGAUACCCAUUCCGGGGACGAAGCGGGUGAAGUAUCUCGAGGAGAAUGCUGCGGCGGCGGGGAUUGUGCUGUCGGAUGCUGAGGAGAAGAGGAUUCGCAAGGCGAUUGAGAGCGUGGGUGGGAGCAAGGGGGAGAGGUACCCCCCGGCGAUGAUGGCGAGGUGCUUUGGGGAUAGUCCUGAGCUGAAGAGAUCGUAGAGCCGUGGUGGUGUGUUUGGAUGCGAAGUGUCUCUAAACACGACGAUUGAGAAAGAACAAUCACCUGGU